CGACGAGUACAGGCAAAAUGGCGGACAAAAAUUUGCCAUGGGGGUUGAUAAACGACAAAAUAUCACCAGGAUCAGCGAAGACGAUAUCAGAGAGUAAACUGAAAGCUUUUGAAGUAGGGACGAUGAAUGUGGGUAAAAAGUCACUGUCCAAGCGAGAGCAGGAGGAGCUACGGAAGAAGCAAGAUGAGAAGGCAACAGCUGAAGUUUACAAGGAGUUUGUGGCAUCAUUUGAUGAUGUUGGGAAAUUGAACAAAACUUGGAUCAAGGGUGGAACUUUUAAUCCAGACAAAAAUUCAAAGGAGAGGGGAGGAGGUGGAGGAAAGGCAAAAGUCUACAAACCCACGUCUAAACUGGCGGAGCUGGCGUCGACUUUCCAGUCUGUGAAGGAGGCCAAGAAACAGGAUGACUACAUGGAUGAUUCUCAGAGACCG
Molecule: messenger RNA, 431 nt
Organism: Saccostrea cuccullata (small rock oyster)
Lineage: Eukaryota; Metazoa; Mollusca; Bivalvia; Ostreida; Ostreidae
Product: U2 snRNP-associated SURP motif-containing protein-like
Exons: 4
Source: RefSeq, a predicted model, not a curated record